Messenger RNA from Talaromyces rugulosus, 1155 nucleotides. RefSeq lists its product as uncharacterized. Gene Ontology annotation, cellular component: nucleoplasm; cytosol. The record is from RefSeq and is a predicted model, not a curated record. The transcript has 7 exons. Gene Ontology annotation, biological process: nucleotide-excision repair; proteasome-mediated ubiquitin-dependent protein catabolic process. Gene Ontology annotation, molecular function: polyubiquitin modification-dependent protein binding; damaged DNA binding; proteasome binding. The coding region runs from base 1 to 1155 and encodes 384 amino acids. Lineage: Eukaryota; Fungi; Ascomycota; Eurotiomycetes; Eurotiales; Trichocomaceae.
AUGAAGCUUACUUUCAGAGAUCUCAAGCAGCAGAAAUUCACCAUCGAAGCCGAACCAACCGAGACUGUUGGCCAGGUUAAAGAAAAGAUCGCCCAGGAGAAAGGAUGGGAGGCCUCGCAACAGAAACUGAUCUAUUCCGGUAAAAUCCUCCAAGAUGCCAACACCAUCGAAUCCUACAGCAUCGAAGAAAAGGGCUUCAUAGUAUGCAUGGUGUCAAAGCCAAAGCCCUCUCCUGCUGCAGCUGCUGGCGAAGGUCCAUCCACGCCGGCCAAAGCAGCUCCCGCCGUAACGCCUGCAGCCCCAGCUCCAUCCGCUGCCCCCGCUGCUCCCCAGGUACCGCUUACACCCUCUCCAGCAGCUCCUGCGACCUCGGCUGGAGCCUCCGCUGCCGAACCCCUCAGCUUCAAUGACCCCUCCGCUCUAGCCAUGGGUCCCCAGGGCGAGGCCGCCGUUGCUCAAAUGGAAGCCAUGGGCUUUCCCCGGUCCGAAAUUGAUCGUGCGAUGCGAGCAGCGUUCUUCAACCCAGACCGUGCUAUCGAAUACCUUCUCAACGGCAUCCCAGAGAAUGUCCAACAGGAACAACAGCAAGCACCCGCCGCAGCCGCAAGCCCCCCUCAGGCAGAAGGUACCCCAGCUCCCCCCCCUGCCACAUUGCCCACAGCUACCGGUGGCGAAGAGCCAGUGAACCUGUUCGAGGCUGCCGCACAAGUUGGUCAAGCUGGUGCUCAACCUCGUGGAGGACGUUCAGCCGCGGCAGGCGGCGGAGAAGCUGGAGCAUUGGGCAAUCUCGACUUUCUCCGAAACAACCCUCACUUCCAACAGCUGCGUCAGCUUGUUCAACAGCAACCUCAGAUGUUGGAACCAAUCCUGCAACAGAUCGGAGCCGGGAACCCGCAGUUGGCGCAGUUGAUCGGACAAAAUCAGGAACAGUUUCUUCAGCUCUUAUCUGAAGACAUUGGAGAAGAGGGCGGCGAGCUUCCUCCCGGUGCGCAUGAGAUCCGUGUCACAGAAGAGGAGCGCGAUGCUAUCGAGCGACUUUGCCGUCUGGGAUUUCCGCGGGAUUCGGUGAUCCAAGCCUACUUUGCCUGCGACAAGAACGAAGAGCUGGCCGCCAACUUUUUGUUUGAGCAACCCGACGAAAACGACGAACAAUGA